Messenger RNA from Eucalyptus grandis, 1007 nucleotides. RefSeq lists its product as uncharacterized. The transcript has a single exon. The coding region runs from base 249 to 581 and encodes 110 amino acids. The record is from RefSeq and is a predicted model, not a curated record. NCBI's taxonomy places the organism in Eukaryota, Viridiplantae, Streptophyta, Magnoliopsida, Myrtales, Myrtaceae.
UCCUACACACGAAUACAACCUUACGAAGAUAUUUUUUCAUCACCUCAUUUACUACCCAAAACAAAUGAGAAGCUUAGCAUGCUCGAGAAACUUGUGGCCAUUUCUGAUCCAUGUGUAGGGCCACGAAGAAGUCUAUAUAUAUAAAUAUAUAUAGACACAUAUAUAUGCAGGCAAAUCCCUCUCUUUGAAAAUUGGGUGACACUUUCUUGCCUUCUUCUUGUUCCCUGGUGCGCAGGAACUGGAAAGCAAUGGCCUUCAAGUGGUUGCUCAGUUCAGCAUUCAUCCAAGUUAUGGGGACUGCGGAAGGAACUGGGAAGGAAAAAGAGAAGGGAAGACCGACCCGCGAUCAAGCCCAACGGAGCGGGAAGGCCAGCGGCAAGGACAGAGAAGAAGAGCCAGCGACCGCAACGAGGUUCCAAGUGCCCCUUCACUACCCGAGGUACACAAGAGCUGAGUACGAGAAGAUGGAGGAGUGGAGGCUGGACUUGCUCCUCCAGCAAUACGGGAUGAACUGCCGGGGCUCUCUCGACGAGAAGAGGGCGUUCGCCAUCGGUGCUUUCCUGUGGCCCGAUCAGCGUUGACUGCCCGACAGACGAAACUCUUGCUGGUGCGAGAAACUCUUAAGUGAUGUAAUUCGGGGAACUUGUUGAAGGAUUUUGCAGUCAUGUGGUUGGCGAAAUGAAAAGUUGCCAUGAUCAAAGGGAUGUGGAUGGUUUGGAUGAUCAAACGUCUAUUGCCCAUGCUCCCAACGGAGAGUCAGUUUUGUAAAAAUAGAUAACUUCUUCUUUUUCCAUGGAUCUGCUAUUAGGUUUUUAAUAUGGAUAUAUUUGUGGAAGACGUAAUAUAAUUUGGCUGUUAAGAUGGAAUGAUCAUUUCUAUGAUCCCCAGCGUCAUUCCUUUUUCAAGCAUAGACUAUCAUGCCGUAGGGGAUAUUUUGAAGUUGUCAUUCAACACAGAUUUAAUUACUAUUUACGUCGUUAAUUAUUAAUAUAUGAGCUACCUUGCUA